AUGCCGUCAGCAGACUCUGACUCGCACACGCCUUUGGCAGGCGGUGGACCUGCCUCGCUCAUCAUCCUCAAAACGCAUCCGCCUCUGCCAGCAUUUAGCAUUCCUCACCGUGUCCCCGAUCCUUCCUCCGACAUUUCUUCCUUGAAACUCUCCAUCCUUCGCAUCCUCACUGGCCAGACCAAUGCGCACUCUUCCACCAAACCACUCACUUUCUCUGAAGAAGUAAAGGAAAAGGCUAUCAAUGGCUGGAAGAUGCAGAUGCUCACUCUUGAACUUCGCCAAAGCGACGACCUCGACGAGCAAGACCACGUUCAACAUCACCAACAUACUUCUGCUUCUCAGCCAUUGCGCGGCUUCGAGCUGCAAGACCAUCACGAAUGCAGCCUCAUCGAGCAAGGCGAUAUGAUCGUCGUCCGUCUCAAGCCAAACCAUACCCUAGACGAGCUCGAGCUGCCCGAGCUUGGUCCAGCCCAUCGAUAUUCCGCUCCAGCCGGCUCACUCACCCGCGCCGGUACGCUUUCCGAACCACCACCGUAUUCCAUCAUCCAACCUUCCGAGCCUUCCUCCUUCUCUUCCUCGGUCGGAGCACAGCCUAACGCCAACUACCAUCAGCAUCGAUAUCAGGAUUAUCGUUCCGCCUUCCGCGUUGUCACAGCCAACCAUGUCGGUUCCGGUCACAUUCGUCGAAGCACAGCGCUUAACACGCCCUCCGCUUACACCAACAACCCGGCUAGCUUGGGCCAAGGCCUCAAUCUGUUGCAGCCGUCCUCGACAAAGGCCAAUGGAAACAAGGGCAAGCGUCGUACCUCGACUGCAGCUGCGACUCCGACUGCGGCCCCCAAGCCAAGCACAAGCCCCAAGCUCACCUCAUCAGCCGUCUUGACAGACGCAAACACAAACACAAACGCAAACGCUGCCCCCACUGCCCCCACAUCUGCUACAACCCCAAGCACCGAGACUCUUGCCUCUUCAGCGAAUCCCAGCACGGUAGCGCUCCCUGCUUCCACCAUCGACCAACAAAACCUAGCCUCGCCGCCGACAUCGCCCAGGCUCGCAAGUGGCUCUGCUACACCGGUAUCCUCAUCCGGUGCAUUCCCGGGCGCUGUGCGCCGACAAAGCUCGUCCGUCGUCACGCUCCAGGCUGGGCAGCGCUCUACCGCUCCAGCAACCACCUCGGCUUCCUCGCCCAAGCCAAACGGCAAGUCGUCUUCCCCGUUCGCAUCAAUGCCUGCCACGGCUCUUGUCAUUGGACCAGGUGUACAGGGUCAAGUCGGUCGCAACCCCACGAGCGCAAAUGCUCCCAUCGGCUCCUAUGGUGCUCCCGAUUUGGGCGAAUAUGGCAACCUCAAAGCUCUCGUCGGCUUCACAUCAGCUAGCGGACCCGAAAUACGCGCAAAGCCACGACGCAAAUCAAGCAGACAAAACAGUCAAGAGUUCACUUGGACUGCCUCAGACAACAAUGUUCUCGAUCCAUCUAUUUCGCGUCGUAGACCCUCGAACCCGGCCACCGCUGCUGCUGAUGCCGCAGAGAGACGAGCAGCUAUCGUCAGGCAGUCCUCUACGGACGCAGCUGCCACGCUCGGCACCACAGCCGAUGCUCCACCCAAACGGCCCGUCAAGGAUCGUCAGACGUCUUCGAGCAGUCGCAUCAACAAAUCCGAGCUCCCGAAUCCUCCGCUCUUGCCUCCCAUUCAGAAUUUGGCGCCAUUCCCAGUAAAGCCAAAGAAGGAGAGAGAUUUACCACCCAUGCCCAUGCCCAUGACUGCUCACGAGCCAAAUACAUCCAUGGUCACCGUGAGCACGCCCACCGAAAACAGGCCACCCAGGCUAUCGUUUUUGCGCAAGUUCAGUACCAACACACAGUCCAGUAGAAACACUGACAGCGGCCAAGAUUCUCCCGCAAAUGAGCCGGCAAGAGGUGGAUUCGGCUUUCUGCGACAGUCGCAGACGAACACUGCACCGCUCGACGAGAUAGAUCCGGCCAUCAAGCCGGCGCACGAGCGCGAGUCUUCACAGAACAGCAGUUUGACACGCGCUGAAAGGCGAUACUUGGAAGUGCAGAAGGCGUUGGCGACCGAGAGAGAAAAGCAGGCCGAAGCCGAGAAGCAGCGAGCGGAUGAAAAUUUGGCUUUGCAGGUGAAAAAGGAUAAGGAGAGAGAAAGAAAGGAGAGCGAGGCCAAGAAGAGGGCUGAAGAGCAAAAGUGGGAAAUGUGGGACGAGGUGAGGCGCAGGCAGAAGGCAGCCAAAGAAGAUAAGGUGCAUCCAGGCAUUCAGAGGCUGUACAGCGCGGCCAAGCAGGAGUCAAAUGCCAAGCCUAAGUCGGCAACCUCGGCAGUGGUAGUGACGCCAUCCGCCCAGCCAGAGCUCGAGUCAUCGCCUCGAGACAGCUUUGCAACCGCUACGGCCUCGUCCCCGGCCAUCGCCCCUGUCCUGGCGAACGAUGCUCCUUCUGAAACAACGCAAGCUUCGGUAGGUGGUUUGGCUAGUGCACAGCACGGCAACGGUCACAGUCAUGGCAAUGACAGCGGAUUGGGACAGCGCAUAGAACUUGGCCUCGAACGCAUCACACGCCUACUUGCCCGUUUGGGCUCGCCUCACAAGCAAUUUCCCGUCAUCCACGUCGCCGGUACCAACGGCAAAGGCACCACCAUCGCCUACCUCGACUCCGUUCUUCGCAACGCGCUCGACAUCCGCACCGGCACCUUUGUUAGUCCGCACCUGAUCGAACGACGCGAUUGCUGUAAAGUUGACGGCAAGAUGGUCUCCAAAUCUUUAUGGAAGCAAGCUCAGUCGGAUGUGCUAUUCGCUGAUCAAGGACUCGACAUUGCUGCUUCCAGCAACGACGAUGGUCAACCACUCAAGUCGUCCCCUUUCGAGCUUCUUACCGCGCAGACGUUCCAGGCGUUCUCGCUGCUGCCAGAAUCGGAGCGGCCCGAGAUCCUGUUGAUCGAGGUAGGGCUAGGUGGCAGGCUGGAUGCAACAAAUGUGUUUGAUGAUACGCAGGUGCUGGCGAGUGUCGUAUGCCCUAUCGAUCGAGACCACGAGGCAUUCCUCGGUAGCAAGCUCGAAGGGAUCGCCCAAGAAAAGGCUGGUAUCAUCAAACACAACGGUCUUUGCAUCAUCGCCGAUCAGCGCUUAGACGACAGCUCUGUCGUUGAUCAACUUGCAUUGGGUCCGCUGCAGAACGAGGCGAAGCAGUUGGGCAACAGGGCAGCUGGAAUCAUGGAUUCCAUCCGCAACGUCUGCAUGACUCACAAUGCUCGCCUCGUCAAGACGUACAUCCCAUGGAAAGUGUUGAGUCUGCCACCGACCAAGAUGGACCGAUGGGGAAGUGUGAUUGAUUUCACCCCGCGGUUGGCGCCGACCUUGUUUCUGUCGACUUCGGGACUGAACCCUCCAUCGACGUUUGUUGCACAUCCUCACGAUCCGGUGGUGUUCGGGGUGCCGGUGCAGGUGGAGCGAACGAGGGCGAAUUUGACCGGAGUAUGCAUGGCUGUUCAGACCUUGUCGUCAAUCGCGCGCGAUGAAUGGGCGCAGGAUCGGUGGGAGGAACUGCGGACGCGCAUCAUGUGGGGGUUGCGAGACGAUGCGGAAUCCAAUCUGCGGGUGAGGGAGAGCAUCAAUGCCGUCAGCUGGGCGGGCAGGUGUAGCUGGCACACGUUCGACGGAAAGCACGUCCUCAUCGACGGCGCACACAACGAGGCUAGUGCAAAAGCCCUCCGCGAGUACCUCGACAGCUGUCUUUCUGCGCGAGCGCUCUCGAACCAAGCCAAAGCGAAAGGCAAAUCGCAGUUCGAAAUCACUUACAUCUUGGCGUUCUCUGAAGGCAAAGACUACGAAGCCAUGGUCAAGGCGCUCUUGGACCAACCGACGUGGGUGGAAAAGCAAAGUGUUGCGCUGACGCGUUUCAGCGCGCCCGAGGGUAUGCCUUGGGUCAAGAGUGUCGAGUUGCAGGAUGGGUUAAAGACGUUAAAGCGGCUAAGCAAGCAGCUGGAUUUGGGAGAGUUGAGAGUGUUUGAUAGUGUGGCACGAGCGAUGGAGUGGGCUACCGCUAAGGGCGAGGCGCCGGUGGUGGUGGCUGGAAGUCUGUAUUUGGUCGCUGAUGCGUACAGGUUGUUGAGGGACAAGGGGGUUUGGUCGGGAUGA
Mycosarcoma maydis (corn smut) is the source of this 4146-nucleotide messenger RNA. RefSeq lists its product as uncharacterized. Bases 1 to 4146 code for a protein of 1381 amino acids. The record is from RefSeq and is a predicted model, not a curated record. Gene Ontology annotation, molecular function: tetrahydrofolylpolyglutamate synthase activity; dihydrofolate synthase activity; ATP binding. Lineage: Eukaryota; Fungi; Basidiomycota; Ustilaginomycetes; Ustilaginales. Gene Ontology annotation, biological process: folic acid-containing compound biosynthetic process. Gene Ontology annotation, cellular component: mitochondrion; cytoplasm; cytosol. The transcript has a single exon.